GGCCCCAGAACAAAAGCUGCCUCCCCUCAUCCCUGACCAGGCUCCCCUUUCCCACAAUGCCUCUGUCUCCUUGCUGUGGCCUAGAUGAGCUCAGGGAUGCCCUUGGCUGGGCCUGGAGGCUCCUCCAGCUAGUGUCGAGGCCAGCACUGUCUGAGAAGGGAGUGGACCAAGAGGGAGUGUGUGGGGUGGCCGGAUGCCAGAUUCGAUCAAGAUCAGGUUGGGGCAGGUUCUGUUUCCAAAAAAUGAAAAGUUGGAGGUCAGGAGAGCCUAUAAAUCCCUACCCUGGGUGUCUUGGCCACUUUACUCCCUUCUGGGUCUUUCUGCCACCUGGUCUGAUCCAAGAUGUCCAGUCCCCUGGAAGAGGCUAUGAAUGUGAUUUUCGACACCUUCUACAAGUACUCCUGUCAAGAGGGUGACAAGCGCAAACUCAGCAAGGGGGAGAUGAAGGAACUUUUGCAGAAAGAACUGCCGAGCGCUGUGGGGGAGAAGGCAGAUGAAGAGGGACUCAAGAAGCUGAUGGAUGACCUUGAUGAGAACAGUGACCAGGAGAUAGACUUCCAGGAGUACUCUAUGUUUCUGGCAGCUGUCCUUAUGGUACGGGAAGACCUCUUCCAGGGGUCCCCAGACAGGCCCUGAAGCAGUGUGCCACUCCCUGCCACGUGUCUCCUGGACCGAUAAGCUCUCUGUCUUUUUGAACUUGUGUUAAAUAUACUUUUGUUUGUUCAUUUGUGGACAAUAUUGUAAUGGCUCAGUGAUGCUUUGUGCCUUGGCUGGAUCAGUUAAAGGGCUGGAAACAGAAAGCUCUCUGGUUUCCAACACUUUCUGUACCCUGACUCUCCUGAGGCCAAAGGUUCUACUCUUUGGGAUUUCACAUAAAUGAAUGAGAUUUUGGGAACUGAGGUAGGCUAGUAACAUUUUAUUUUGUUAAGAAAGAUAUUUUAAAAAGGCAGGUUGGGCAUAGUGGUUCAACCUUUAAUCCCAGCACUC
Molecule: messenger RNA, 987 nt
Organism: Peromyscus californicus insignis
Lineage: Eukaryota; Metazoa; Chordata; Mammalia; Rodentia; Cricetidae
Gene: S100a2
Product: S100 calcium binding protein A2
Exons: 3
Coding region: 343-636 (97 amino acids)
Cellular component (GO): cytoplasm
Molecular function (GO): transition metal ion binding; calcium ion binding
Source: RefSeq, a predicted model, not a curated record